AAGAUUAAGGUAGAGUUAUCAGUCGGAUCCAAACAUUGAUUGCUUCUUCUGUCUGAUUUAGCUCAAGAAACAAUUAAAGCAGGAGACAUUAAAUGACACGAUGGGUUGGUCUGUUCCGUCGCUCUCCUCGACAAAAUAGAGAGACAGGCAAGAAGUGAUGGUGAUGAUGCCAUCUCUCACAUCAGUAGCAGUUCCGUGGAUUGUUGGAAACAUACAAGACCCAUCGCGUCAGUCUAUCUCUCUCGAGUUCUUGAGAGAACACAGUCAUGGUGCAGAGAAUACAUGACUGUGUACCUUCACCCUUCUAGACCGAAGAUGCAGUGAAUACAUGCACGCAAACCCAUACAAGCAACACCUAAAGGCCUGCAGCCUUAAACCUGUGGUGUUAGGGUGAUGAGUGCACUGACCCGCUGAAGCUUAGAGGAAUCAGUCGACGGAGAGGGUAGACUUAUGCUGCACUUCUUUUCUCUUCAGGCGGAUGUGAUCAGUGACGGAUGAUCGUGGCAGUGUGCUUUGACAGCAGCAGCUCCUUUUCUUGCCAAGGUGGUCAAGGGAGAAUCUCCUGGUUUUUCUUCUAGUUGUGCAGUUGGAGCUUCGUCUUGGAAGGCUGAGCAGAUGUUGACUUCUUCUUGCUACCCCAUUUCUGGUGGUGGUGGUGGUAGUGGUGGUGGAAGCAAGUCACUGGAUCAUGAUUUUGACUCUUUUGAAUGUGAGAGUGAGGAGAGUGUGGAGGUGCCGGAGGAGCACACAAAGCCGGUUCCGGCACGGAGCUCCGGCUCCAAGAGGAGCAGGGCUGCAGAGGUUCAUAACAUGUCUGAAAAGAGGAGGAGGAGUAGAAUCAAUGAGAAGAUGAGGGCACUGCAAAAUCUGAUUCCCAACUCAAAUAAGACAGAUAAGGCUUCCAUGCUUGAUGAGGCUAUUGAGUAUCUCAAACAAUUACAGCUCCAAGUGCAGAUUCUUUCAAUGAAGAAUGGUCUUAAUCUCCACUCCAUGUAUUUGUCUGGAGGACUUCAGCCUUUCCGAACUUCACAGACAUGUAUAGGUUUCGGUCUGAAUGGCAACAUAGCAAUGAACAACCGAACAGGAAUGCUUCCCCUGAACCAAGAUUCACCUGUUCGGAGCUCAUUUGAUCUGUCAAAUCAGUGCACAACAAUCGAGCCCAGUCUCAUCAAUGUGACUAAUCUUGAGACUCCAUUAGUGAAUCCAUUAGAAUCUCAACGUGGAUCAGUCCAAGUUCCUGUAUCCUGUGAGGAAAUGUUAACAAGUGACUUGUCGACCCAGUUAUAUGCAGCGGAUUACACAAGGGACCUCACAGGUGGGCAAACAUCAUCUGCAAUUGGUAUCGACUACUUGGAAGAAUGCAUAUUGGGAAUAGAAGGGAGGUCACAACAAUUGCUAUCCGAUGAGGAAAAUUUCAUUCAGCACUUGCAUGGCUUGCAGACCGUAACUUUUCCAAGUUCUGAUUUGAAGGAACCAUUUCAAGAUUCCUAAAGUGCACUGAUUAGGCCAUGAUGCCAAGGAAACCAGAUACAUUGCACUGUGCCAUCUUUUGAUGAGAUUUACGGGAUGUAUUUUUGACAUUUCUUUGGCAUUGAAAUAUCUUCUAACUUGUGGAUUGUGAAAUCAGCUGCUACUAAUGUGAGAACAAAGAAUCAAUAGAAGAAUAGAUCUUUUUAGACUAAAAGUUCUUUCGGAAUCCUCCACUGCAUGUUAGUAAUGAGAUGUUUGUCCAACUUGUUUAACUACUUCUUGCAUUCUCUGUGAGAGCAGAAUCAUCUUGAUUAGAUAUCGAAUGCAACACUUGCUUAGACUUCCAUUUCUUUAGUGUCAUCAUGUCCAAAAGCAUUCAUACUCCUUGGUGUAACUGUUUCUUAAGGAAAGACUAAUUCUUCUCCUAGUAAUGCUGCUGCCAUCAAUUCAUACACUUAAGAAUCUUGUCCACCGUUCUCCAGUACAGCUUGUAUUUGACACACAAUCUUCAGCCGCAGAAGGAAUGUUUCUCUUUGAGACAUACCUAUCACUCUUCUCUCCUUCACUUGCUUGUGUUUUGCUUUCAAGUCUUUAGUUUGUAGUUGGGGUGAACAUGGAAGUGAAUGACAAUGCUGAAGGUGGAUUGGACAAGCUGGUGUACAUUGUACUCUGCACUACAUCUCACUUCAUAGCAUUGAUCCAAGCUCACAGUUUGGUUGCUUGAUAGUUAGUAUUCCACUUAUCUCUUACAAUAAUCUCCUAAAACUUCCAUACCUACAAAUACUGGUGGAUGGUGUUGGAUCUGCUUGCAAAUCUUGAAUUGAUCGAGUGAUGAGAGAAUGUUAGAUCUGCUCAAUUUAUGGAAGAAGUAAUGCUGAA
Messenger RNA from Musa acuminata AAA Group (dessert banana), 2349 nucleotides. Its product is annotated as transcription factor SPATULA-like. The record is from RefSeq and is a predicted model, not a curated record. Gene Ontology annotation, molecular function: DNA-binding transcription factor activity; protein dimerization activity. NCBI's taxonomy places the organism in Eukaryota, Viridiplantae, Streptophyta, Magnoliopsida, Zingiberales, Musaceae. The transcript has 8 exons. Bases 616 to 1491 code for a protein of 291 amino acids. Gene Ontology annotation, biological process: regulation of DNA-templated transcription.